This is a messenger RNA of Neofelis nebulosa (Clouded leopard), 2009 nucleotides long. It is a transcript of the gene SSBP4, whose product is annotated as single stranded DNA binding protein 4. Gene Ontology annotation, molecular function: protein binding; single-stranded DNA binding. The transcript is spliced from 16 exons. Lineage: Eukaryota; Metazoa; Chordata; Mammalia; Carnivora; Felidae. Gene Ontology annotation, cellular component: nucleus. Bases 360 to 1604 code for a protein of 414 amino acids. Gene Ontology annotation, biological process: positive regulation of transcription by RNA polymerase II. The record is from RefSeq and is a predicted model, not a curated record.
CGCGCCCGCCAUCGCCCCUUUAAGAGCGGCGCCCGCGGGCGGCAGGGAGGCGGCGGGCGGGGGCGCGCGCGGCGGGAGGAGGGGGCGCGCGCUUCCCGGAACAGCCCGCGCUGAGGGAAGAGAGGAAGAAAAUAAAACCCGUGGCUGGAGCUGAAGCUGGAGCUGCCGCCGCCGCCGCCACCGCCGCCUUGGCCGUCUGGAGCUCCCCCGCGCGGACGAUGCCCGCGGUGCCCGCGCGGGGCUCGGGGCUGUGAGGCCCAGGGCGCGGGGUAGCUAUGGCGACCGCUAGCGCGGCUCGCGGUGCCGCCUGACAGGUGUGGGCCCCGGAGGCGGCGGCGGCGGCGGCGGCUCGGAGCAGCAUGUACGCCAAGGGGGGCAAGGGCUCGGCCGUGCCCUCCGACAGCCAGGCCCGCGAGAAGUUGGCACUCUAUGUAUACGAGUACCUGUUGCACGUUGGUGCCCAGAAGUCAGCCCAGACCUUUCUGUCCGAGAUCCGAUGGGAGAAGAACAUUACGCUGGGGGAGCCCCCAGGGUUCCUGCAUUCCUGGUGGUGCGUGUUCUGGGACUUGUACUGUGCAGCACCUGACCGCAGAGAGGCGUGUGAGCACUCAAAUGAGGCCAAGGCCUUCCAGGACUACAGCUCUGUAGCGGCCCCUAGUCCAGUGAUGGGGAGCAUGGCCCCCAACGACGCAAUGGCAGCGGGCCCCAUGGCACCCGGCUUCUUCCAGCCCUUCAUGUCACCGCGGUUCCCAGGGGGCCCCCGGCCCGCCCUGCGGAUGCCGAGUCAGCCUCCGGUGGGCCUCCCCGGCUCCCAGCCCCUCCUCCCUGGUGCCAUGGAACCCUCCCCGCGUGCUCAGGGGCAUCCGAGCAUGGGCCCGAUGCAGAGGGUGACACCUCCACGGGGCAUGGCCGGCGUUGGACCCCAGGUGAGGGCAGGGUCCGGGAGAGGGGGUACGCCUCGGGGCCUUCCCCCCACACCUUGGCCACUCACAGCCCUUUUGCUUUCCCAGAGCUAUGGAGGUGGCAUGCGGCCCCCACCCAACUCUCUCGCUGGCCCGGGCCUGCCCACCAUGAACAUGGGCCCUGGAGUGCGAGGCCCAUGGGCCAGCCCCAGCGGAAACUCGAUCCCCUAUUCCUCCUCCUCCCCCGGCAGCUACACGGGACCCCCAGGAGGAGGCGGGCCCCCUGGAACACCCAUCAUGCCCAGCCCUGGAGACUCCACCAACUCCAGCGAGAACAUGUACACUAUCAUGAACCCCAUUGGGCCGGGCGCCGGCAGGGCUAAUUUCCCACUUGGCCCUGGUCCGGAGGGUCCCAUGGCGGCCAUGAGUGCGAUGGAGCCUCAUCACGUGAACGGAUCCCUGGGCUCGGGCGAUAUGGACGGGUUGCCGAAGAGCUCCCCCGGCGCCGUGGCCGGCCUGAGCAACGCCCCGGGCACCCCGCGGGACGACGGCGAGAUGGCGGCCGCCGGGACCUUCCUGCACCCGUUCCCGAGCGAAAGCGUAAGCGACUGCGUCGACUCCCCCCCCGCGGCGGCGUCGGGCCGGAGGGGCCUGGCGGGCAGGCCCCGGCGGGGCGGCCGGGGGGCCAGAGCAAGACCGUGACCGCGGCGGGCCAGUACUCGCCGGGGAUGACCAUGAGCGUGUGAUGGGGCAGUAGCCCCUUGCCCACUGCCGGCCUCGGCUUCUGCCCAGUGCCCCUGCCUGGGACCAAGGUCCAGGGGCUCGGGCAGUCUGCUGGGUGAGGGUCUGAGGUCACACCUCGGGCGACUGUACUCCAGUUCAAGGAUUGGACAGCUGGGAGGCCCCGCACGAAGGACUCUCAUUUUAUAAAAAAAACAAAACAAAACAAAAAAGAAAAAACGCAAGGACCUCAGAGACGUUCUUUCAUGUAUAGGACCUUCCUGCCAUUUCUAUUUUGUCCAAGGGGGCUCCCUGGGGACCUCUUUUCCCCUGGACAGCAGGGGGUGGGCCCCAUCAAUAAAUGUAACUUGGUUUUGGUUUUUGGUA